Hibiscus syriacus is the source of this 1258-nucleotide messenger RNA. RefSeq names its product B2 protein-like. The transcript is spliced from 6 exons. Bases 147 to 1043 code for a protein of 298 amino acids. NCBI's taxonomy places the organism in Eukaryota, Viridiplantae, Streptophyta, Magnoliopsida, Malvales, Malvaceae. Gene Ontology annotation, biological process: response to endoplasmic reticulum stress. The record is from RefSeq and is a predicted model, not a curated record.
CCGAACUGGGUAAAAGCCUGAAAAUAGUAGAACUAUCGAGGGGCACUAUCGUCACAAGGAUCUAUAAAUGAAAUAAAAAACAAAAUCCACUUCAUAAUACACAGCACAGCAGAAAGCCAUAAAUGAAAGGGUAAAGGAAUUGCAAGAUGGAGAACAUGAAUAACUUUUGGCAGUUGGGAGAUGAUCUUCGUGGACAAUCGAAAGUCGCAGAGGAUAACAAAUGGUUGAUGGCUGCAUCAAAACUGGCUGAACAGACGAGGAUAAAGGGUGAACGUAUGAACAAUCUAGAUCUUUCUAUGGGUCCAGCUGAAAUGAGGAUAAGGGAUAAAUUUGGGUUCCAGGAAGACAACAAAUUUGAGAACCUUAACUUUACUAUGUUGAAUUUGAACUCCAAGAUUGGAAAUAAUGUAAGCAAAAGUUCCUUCCAAAAUGGUAGUUACAAUAUGAAUGCUGUUUACCAGAAAAACAACAGCAAUACCCUUGGAACCCUCGCUGGCAACAAUCAUAGCAGCAAAGACGUCAACUAUAACAGCAACACCAACAAUAACAAUAACAACAGCAAUGAGACAAGCAAUGUUGUUGACAAACGAUUCAAGACUUUGCCUGCCACGGAGACACUUCCAAGAAAUGAAGUGCUUGGAGGAUACAUCUUUGUUUGUAACAAUGAUACAAUGCAGGAAGAUUUAAAGCGUCAACUGUUUGGCUUACCACCAAGAUACAGGGACUCUGUUCGGGCAAUCACACCUGGCUUGCCUCUCUUUCUCUAUAACUACACUAGUCAUCAAUUGCAUGGUAUUUUUGAGGCAGCAUGUUUUGGGGGUUCUAACAUUGAUCCAACUGCUUGGGAAGACAAAAAGUGUAAAGGCGAGUCAAGGUUUCCUGCUCAGGUGAGAAUCCGUAUUAGGAAAGUCUGCAAAGCAUUGGAAGAGGAUGCUUUUAGGCCAGUCUUGCACCACUAUGAUGGUCCUAAGUUUCGUCUCGAGCUCUCAGUUCCUGAGACUUUGGAUCUAUUAGACCUUUGUGAACAAGCAGGCUCUCCAUAAGCAAAAUGUUAGCCGAGUGCAAAUCAGCAGUGUGCUUUUCAAAGAUUUUCAUAGAACGCAAGUUGUGGGUGCAAGUCCGGUUGGUGAAAUCAUCUUUGAAAAAAAAGUAGGAAAUGAAGUUGGCCAGUUGAAUAAAUGCAUUAGUGUUUUGUCAAGAUGCUUUGUAAAACCUCUUUGCAUGAUAAUCUAUGAAUCAAAAACCUUAUAGAUAGACU